This is a messenger RNA of Oncorhynchus masou masou (cherry salmon), 996 nucleotides long. Its product is annotated as integrin alpha-3-like. Gene Ontology annotation, cellular component: integrin complex; external side of plasma membrane. Gene Ontology annotation, molecular function: integrin binding. The coding region runs from base 1 to 996 and encodes 331 amino acids. Gene Ontology annotation, biological process: leukocyte migration; cell-matrix adhesion; cell adhesion mediated by integrin. The record is from RefSeq and is a predicted model, not a curated record. Lineage: Eukaryota; Metazoa; Chordata; Actinopteri; Salmoniformes; Salmonidae. The transcript has 10 exons.
AUGGCCUGUUCACCUGCUAUCAUCGAGAAGGCGGAGAGUGUACAGUUUGACCACCAAGCCAUGCUCAACAUCUCCAUCUCCCCCACUCUCAGAUACUCUGGCGUGCACUCCCAGGUGCCAGUGGAGGGAGAGCCUCUGGGUGCGCUGGGGACCCUGGCCAUGGAGUUUGAGUGGCCCCACGAGGUGACCAAUGGGAAGUGGCUUCUCUACCUGACUGAGAUCGUCACCAAAGGAACAACUGAGACACACUGUGUCCCUCCAGGGGACAUCGUCAAUCUGCUCAACCUCACGAUGAGUUACCAGAGGUUGCUGUCCCGUUGGGAGUUGUCCGAGAACAGGAGCAAGCGUCCCAAACGAGGGUUGGAGGAUGAUCAACCUCAUAUCAUCGAGCCGCAGGCAGCCAUUACUGUGCUGACACGUCGCAAAGAAACCUAUCUACUGGAAUGUUCAAAGUGGACGGCCCGCUGUGUGACGUUCACCUGUCCCUUGAUCAAUAUGUCUACCUCUGCCAAGAUCAUUGUGAGGUCACGGGUGUGGAACAGCACUAUGCUAGAGGACUACAACAAUGCUUUGAGGAUCAAGGUUAGAGGUCAGGUCAAACUGAAACUGGUGACGGACAACCCCGCCAUCAAGAUGGAAAGUGAGACCAGAGAGUUCAUAGUGGACAUUGACCCAGUCCUUGAAGAGGAGACACCUUACGAGGUUCCCUUUUGGAUCAUCAUUAUUGCCGCGGUAGCAGGGAUCCUACUGUUAGGAGUCAUCAGUAUCAUACUAUGGAAAUGUGGUUUCUUCAGGAGGGCCAGCAGACCAAGGCCCAGAAGGCUGAGACUUGGCUUCUUCAAGCGGGCCAUCUACUACCAGAUUAUGCCAAAGUACUAUGGAGUGAAAAACCGUAACACGGAGCGCUACAAGUUCAACAUUGGCUUCCAGACGGAGGAUGCAGGCAAAAAGCCCUGGAGCACCAACUGGACAGAGAUGCAACGUUACUACUACUGA